Messenger RNA from Cucurbitaria berberidis CBS 394.84, 1822 nucleotides. Its product is annotated as 9-cis-epoxycarotenoid dioxygenase-like protein. The transcript is spliced from 4 exons. Gene Ontology annotation, biological process: carotene catabolic process. Lineage: Eukaryota; Fungi; Ascomycota; Dothideomycetes; Pleosporales; Cucurbitariaceae. Gene Ontology annotation, molecular function: carotenoid dioxygenase activity. Bases 1 to 1704 code for a protein of 567 amino acids. The record is from RefSeq and is a predicted model, not a curated record.
AUGGCACAUAUUUUCUCUCUUUCAACUCCAGCGCCAUCGGCGUAUCACGAAGGAAACCGUUCUGGUGACCAAGUCAAGUUUCCAGACAGCGGAUUUUUCCAAGGCUUCAACAAACCUUCACGGCUCGAAGCGGACAUAUUCGAACUGGAAACCACUGGCACGAUUCCAAAAGACAUCAACGGUACCUUUUACCGCAUACAGCCAGAUCAUUGCUUUCCUCCUCUUUUUGAAGAAGACAUACACUUCAAUGGCGACGGUUCCGUGUCAGCCUUCAGAUUUGAGGAUGGACACGUCAACUUCAGACAAAGAUUUGUGCAUACAGAUCGCUUUAAAGCAGAAAGAAAAGCCAAGAAAGCCCUCCUAGGGAAGUAUAGAAACCCAUACACCGACAAUGAAAUGGUCAAAGGCAUCAUCAGGACCGCAUCCAACACCAAUAUCGUUUUCUGGCGGGGCGUACUGCUUGCCAUGAAAGAAGACGGCCCGCCCUUCGCUAUGGACCCCGUCACUCUCGAGACAAUUGGCAGAUAUGACUUUGACGGACAAGUGCAGUCCCCAACAUUCACCGCACAUCCGAAAUUCGAUCCUGAUACGGGGGAGAUGGUGUGCUAUGGCUACGAAGCGGGAGGUGAUGGACAUGAUGCGAGUUGCGAUAUUGUUGUCUACACGAUUGACAAAGAUGGGAAGAAGACCGAGGAGUGCUGGUACAAAGCGCCAUUUUGCGGCAUGAUACACGACUGUGCAAUUACGAAGAACUAUCUUAUCUUACCACUGACACCGAUCAAAGUAAAUGCUGAGAGGCUGAAAGGAGGUGGAAAUCACUUCGCCUGGGAUCCAGAUGAAGACCAGUGGUAUGGCAUCGUACCUCGCCGAAAUGGCAAGCCCGAGGAUAUCAUUUGGCUACGCGCUGAUAAUGGCUUCCACGGCCAUGUAGCAGGCUCCUAUGAGGAUGAAGAAGGUAAAAUCGUGGUCGAUCUUUCAGUAGCCUCCGACAACGUCUUCUUCUUUUUCCCGCCAGACAGCCUUGCCAACACACCAACUACACUCCUGCAACGCAACAAGUUAGUUUCCGACACAUAUCGCUGGAUCUUCGACCCGCGUACUCCAACACAUACGCGCGUCAAACCGUUCAAGGCAUUUGGCAUCAACGGCGAGUUCUCGAGAAUCGAUGACAGAGUGCUGACGAAGAAGUAUAACCACUUCUGGCAAUGCAACAUCGAUCCGAGUAAGCCAUAUGAUUUCCCCAAGUGCGGGCCCCCGGCUGGAGGGCUAUUCAACGUGCUAGGCCACUUUCAAUGGGACGGCGAAAAAAAGGAUACCUACUUUGCGGGGCCGACGUGCACGUUUCAAGAACCGGUAUUCGUUUCCAAAGCUGGGUCGACGGUAGAGGGUGAGGGGUAUCUCAUAGCGCUGUUGAAUCACUUGGAUGUGCUCAGGAACGACAUUCUGAUCUUUGACGCCCAGAAUCUUUCGCAAGGACCGCUCGCUGUUGUGCAUCUGCCUGUGAAGCUCCGGCUGGGGCUACACGGGAAUUUCAUUGAGCAGAAAGACAUUGAUGAUUGGGCGGAGAGAAGAAAGGAGGGUGGGGAUGUGGGACCUGCGAAGGCUGCGGCGGAAAUGUUGCCGUGGCAGAAGAAGUUGGCUGAGAAACAAGGCCUGGGAGAGGCGGUUCCGGUGCCGGUAGUGAAUGGGGUAAAUGGGCGGUAAUCAUAUCUUGAAACAUGGAAGUUCGGCAUAGUAGGUGUCACGCAGUAUCACUUCUUCAGCUUCUAGCUCCUGGCUCGCAGACAUCGCUCAAAUGCCUCAUAGGCUGCUAAGAAACACC